UGGCAGAGUUGGGUGAUAAAUACAGCGAGGUCUGUUUUGAAGUUGAGAUCAUCCUUCUCCAUCUUCUAUACUUUUCACAAGUGGAGAGGUUCUUGUUAUGCAGUGUGAAGAAAUCUUGGAGCUGCAAAAUGAAGUGUCAAAACUCAAGCAAACGCUAGAGGAAAAUCUUUCCAAGUUGUCUAAUGUACGUUCAUCACAGGAACAAAAAUAUAGGACCAGAUCGUACCAUAGUAAGAACUUUUCAUCUACAAGCCUUAAAAGAAGACCCUGUAGUUGGUUAAGAGGAGAUGAAGAUGUUUCAGAUCGAAAACUAAACAACCGAAUGGAAGAUCUACUUUUUUCUGACACACAAAAAUCUGUAUAUGCAAAACAAGGUUUCUUAGAAAAAACAAGAACAGCUCAUCAUAGACAAAGUUACUCAGAAGGUCACAAAUCAAACAGGACUUGGUUAAAAGGUUCACAUAAAGGCUUAUACUCAUCAACAAAUGGACUGAAUUUGCAUAGACAGAGAAUGAAUAGUUGCUUUUUGUGCAGUAAGAAAACACCUCAUAAAAUCUUUUCUGAGGGAUCAUCAGGAUCAACUAGACGUGGGCUCAUUUCCAGCCUUGGAAUUUCAGCUACUGCAACAAAUAAAUGGUCUGAAAUGUAUGACACCAUUGAGUAUCCACCAAUAUCGAAUGGCUCCAGGAUUUACUAUUCACCUACAUGUGAAGUAGACAAAAUAGAAUCACCAGUUUUACCCAAUCAAUUUUAUAGUACCAGGUCAUUAUUGCGAGGUAACAUUGGUAAAAGCAACAAUAAUGCACAGAUUUUACAUUUAAACACAACAUUGGACAGAGCAAUCGAGGCUGCGAACAGCAUGAAGAAAACCACCAGGAGGAUGAUUAAGAUCUUGUCUGCUGACUUGGCCAAAGCUGAGUACUAUAAGUAUUUGUAUGAUUUCUAAUAUUUUUCUGAUACUGUAAAUUAAUCCAAUUUAAUGGGUGGUGUAAUAUUAAAUAUAAUGUGUAAAGUGGAAUAUGAAUUCAGUACUUUUUUCUCAAACAGUGCAUUGAUUUGUAAUAUUAAGAGCUAGAGUUAGAUAGUUAUUGCAGAUUUUGGGCCCUAGCUCUAAACUCCUUAUGUCUAGGACUUCAUUGAUCACUAGUAAUUGGAAGUGAUCAUCAGAUGAGAUGUGAGGCACCACCUGCUUCACCAAGAUGUUCAGUGACAAAGUUGUAUUUGUGUCAUUUACUCACUGACUUUUGAUGUUCAGGUGACUCUUUAUAAUUUUUCAAGAUUGGUUCAAGCAGAUAUUCAAGCAGACUACCAAUUUGUGCCCUGGUUUGUGACAUAACGUAUAUGUGCAAAGUACCCAUUCAUACAGAAAAAAAUUGAUUUUAUUAGAAAUACACAAAUUUUGUCUCACCUAUCAUUAAAAAACACCAGCAUUAUAGCCAGUAAAGAUGAAGACAACUCCAGCUAUCACCGCUACCUUCCUUAGUUUGUAAAAAGCUCACCAAUGAUCUCUUCAACUCAUGCUUCAUCUCUCAACUGCUUUCCUCUCAAGGAUUAUCAAAUAUACAAUUACCACAUGACUCUCUGCCUCCCACUUUUAGCACAUUUGUCCAAAUAAUUUGGUGGUGUUCAGAUUUCUACCCAUUCCAUAGCUCAAAAGAGCAGUCGUGAUUAAUGAUCCUGAGUAAUUGUAAUUAGAGAGUAUAUCUCUUCUUGCCAUCCUCAACCUCUCUGCUUCACUCAGUCGAUAUGUAUCUUUUUCCAUCCUCGUUUUUCAGUGUAUUACUAUUGUAGCCACUUUAGUCCUUGCAUCUCCUUCAAUGGCUCCUCACAUAGACACUUUGGGAGUGCAAUUAAGAUCAGUCUUCAGUGUUUUCUUAUUCCUAAUCUGUAUCACUAUCAUCUACAAUUCCAUGAUCACGAGGUUUGAAGAACUACAGUGUGAGGAACUUGUUUAAUAUUUAAAAUAGCAAGAAGCCUUUUCAGACUCUUAGUUCCAAAAUACUAUUACGUGUAAUAAAUUUUAUAUAAAGAAAUCAAACAAGAUUAUUUUAAUAUAGUAUCUGAGAUGUAAAAAAUUAAAAGAA
Molecule: messenger RNA, 2084 nt
Organism: Rhincodon typus (whale shark)
Lineage: Eukaryota; Metazoa; Chordata; Chondrichthyes; Orectolobiformes; Rhincodontidae
Exons: 8
Coding region: 98-946 (282 amino acids)
Source: RefSeq, a predicted model, not a curated record